Thunnus maccoyii (southern bluefin tuna) is the source of this 1597-nucleotide messenger RNA. RefSeq names its product recoverin-like. The record is from RefSeq and is a predicted model, not a curated record. Bases 298 to 876 code for a protein of 192 amino acids. The transcript is spliced from 4 exons. Gene Ontology annotation, molecular function: calcium ion binding. NCBI's taxonomy places the organism in Eukaryota, Metazoa, Chordata, Actinopteri, Scombriformes, Scombridae.
AGGGUUAAUUGACUUAUCUCAGCAGGUGGAGGCUAGUUUCCUUCGCUGACAGCCACUCUUUGUACUGGACUCCUCAGCUGCUCACACAGCAUUUGCUUCUGUGGGCUGAAUUGCUGGCCAAGACCAGGAUCAGGAAGGAUACUGCAGCAUACUUUAUGAAUAGUCUUCUGUUUAUCACUUUGACAAAAUAGAGGAGGCAACUCCCUAGGCUGAAGUUUGUUGAUUGCCCUGGAAGAAGUCAAGGGCCACAAAUUCACACUUUGAUAAAGGCCUGAAACAUCACCAACACCACCAACAAUGGGUAACAGCAAGAGUGGGGCUGUGUCCAAGGAGAUCUUGGAGGACUUGAAGCUCAACACUAAAUUCUCAGAGACUGAGAUCGUCCAGUGGUAUGAAAACUUUAAGAAGCAGUGUCCAACAGGCCGCAUCUCAAAAGAGGAGUUCCAGAGCAUCUACAGCAAGUUCUUCCCAGACAGCGAUGCCAAUACAUAUGCCCAGCAUGUCUUUCGCUCCUUUGACACAAAUGAUGAUGGUACACUGGACUUCAAGGAGUAUAUCAUCGCCCUCCACAUGACAUCAACAGGGAAGACCACCAGGAAACUGGAAUGGGCAUUCUCUCUGUUUGAUGUGGACAAGAACGGAUACAUCACCAAGUCAGAGGUCACAGAAAUUUGCUCGUCAAUUUUCAAGCUGAUUCCUAAAGAUGAAGUGGCUGAUCUGCCUGAGGAUGAAAACACACCUCAGAAGAGAGCAGAUAAACUCUGGACGUUCUUUGACAAGGGAGAGAAUGAUCGAGUGGCAGAAGGAGAGUUCAUCCAAGGAGUGUUGGACAAUGAGGCAGCCCUUCGUUUGAUUCAGUAUCAGCCGGCAAAAUAACUCUUUUAUCAAACAGAUUAAUUGUAUAACUCUCCACUCAUGUCUUUUGCACUCUGCCCUUCAAUCUGACACGCGACAGCACCUUCAGAAAUUGUGAACUUAUAGGAGUUGCCACCGUCACACUGCAUUGUUCAAAUUGAACUGCAGUGAAUCUUCUUAUGGGUUUUACAACUUUUGUUACCAAUGUGCAUGCACUGUCUGAACAGUUUUCUUAAUGGAUACACACACAAAUUGCAUCAACUAAAUGUUAAAAAUUCCCCCAGUUAUCUGCAACUGUGGUUAUCAUAGCAACUAUCUCCACAUAUCAAAGCUUCACAGCAACUCCUACUUGACAGGUAUAUAUCGAACAUGAAGUACAUCCUUAAAGUGACUCCUUAUACACAAAAAGAGAUUUACGUGUAAAAAAAAAAAAAUUAAUAAAACAAAAAUCAAUCUCCACAUAAUUCAACUCCAACCCUCAUUCCUAUUUUUAUGUGCAAUAUUCCAUUAUAUGUGUAACCUAAAUAAUACUAAAUCCUGCAACUAAGUAAAACGAAACUAUUAUCUUUACCUGCUAAGAUUAGUUUCUUCUCUGAAAUUUCAGUAGAUGAGGCACAUACAGUAUUUCUGAAACUGACAGUGUUUAGUUUACAUUUCUUAAGAAAAACUACAUUAUGAGGGUUUGUUUUAGCAACUCAAGCUUUCAUUUAAAUAUAAUGUCAUGUACAUCAGUUAUCUUUGU